GGGGCCGGCAGGGGGCGCUGCGGGCGGCGGGGCCAUGCUCGCGGGGCCGGGCCUGGGCCGCGGCGCGGGGCGGCCGGAGCGGGCGGCACCGGGGGCUGGCGGCGCGGCCGGUCGGUGCCCGGCGGGAUGUUCCGCAAGGCGCGGAGGGUGAACGUGCGGAAGCGGAACGACUCGGAGGAGGAGGAUGAGGAGCGCGACGAGGAGCCGCCUCAGGAGCCGGCGCCGGCGGUCGGGGCGGCGGGGGAAGGGCCCAGCGAGGCCUCGGUGCCGCUGACGGCGGGCGCCGGGCUCCUGCCGCUGCCCGCCGGCUGCGUGCCCCUGGCUGUGCCCGGCAGCCCCGCGGCCUUCGCGUGCGCCGCGAGCUAUGGCGCGGCGCUGGGCUUGGGGCUGGGUUUGAUGGGGGGCGAGCGCCCAGGCCCGGGGGCUGUGCCGGCACCCGCUGCCCUGCGCCCCCCGGCACCGCAGCCCCAGCAGGGCAACGGGCUGCCGGCCGCCGGGCGCCCCAAGGAGAAGAAGCGGUCGCGGGAGAACAAAGAGGUGCCGAGGGCCAGCCUGCUCAGCUUCCAGGACGAGGAGGAGGAAACCGAAGAAGUUUUCAAAGUGAAGAAAUCAAGUUACAGCAAAAAGAUUGUAAAACAGUUGAAGAAAGAAUACAAAGAAGAUCUUGAAAAAUCAAAAGUUAGAACAGAGGUCAAUUCUCCAACAGAUGUUGAAGCACCACUAGAAAAGACAGGACAGAAUAAGGAUAUAGGCCAAGAAGAUGGGACUGCAAAUAGUGAGCAUGGUGAAGAAGAAAUGGAAGUUGAAAGUGAAAAGGAAGAAGAAAAAACAAAAGCUGGUGGUACUUUUUCAAGUGCUCUGUCAUCACUGAAUGUUCUCCGCCCAGGAGAAAUUCCAGAUGCUGCUUUUAUUCAUGCCGCUAGGAAAAAGCGACAAAUGGCUCGUGAACUUGGAGACUUUACCCCUGUUGACAAUGAACCAGGUAAAAGCCGCCUUGUUAGAGAAGAUGAAAAUGAUGCCAGUGAUGAUGAAGAUGAUGACGAGAAGAGGAGGAUAGUUUUUACAGUGAAGGAGAAAUCCCAAAGGCAAAAGAUUGCUGAGGAAAUAGGUAUUGAGGGAAGCGAUGAUGAAGCUCUAGUGGCAGGGGAGCAAGAUGAAGAACUCAGUAGAUGGGAGCAAGAGCAGAUACGAAAAGGAAUCAACAUACCCCAGGUUCAGCCAAGUCAGCCAGCAGAAGUGAAUAAUGUGUACUACCAAAACACUUACCAGACACUGUCUUAUGGUUCAUCGUAUGGCAUUCCGUACACCUACGCUGCUUACGGAUCAUCGGAAACAAAGGCUCAAAAAACAGAUAACACAGUUCCUUUCAAAACUCCCAGUAAUGAGAUGACUCCUGUUACUAUUGAUUUGGUAAAGAAACAGCUUAAAGACAGGUUGGACUCUAUGAAAGAAAUGCACAGAGCUAAUCGGCAGCAGUAUGAGAAACAUCAGCAAAGCCAAGAGGACUCUGCCAAGGCAAUUCAGAGAUUAGAAGGGUCUUCUGGGGGUAUUGGUGAACGGUAUAAGUUUUUGCAAGAAAUGCGAGGGUAUGUCCAAGACUUGCUUGAGUGUUUCAGUGAAAAGGUGCCUCUGAUUAACGAGCUGGAAUCUGCAAUGCACCAGCUGUACAAACAGCGAGCUGCCCGCCUUGUCCAAAGACGACAAGAUGAUAUUAAAGAUGAAUCUUCGGAGUUUUCAAGCCAUUCAAAUAAAGCACUUAUGGCACCAAAUCUUGAUUCUUUUGGGCGAGACAGAGUGAUCUAUCAAGAACAAGUCAAGCGUCGAACUGCAGAAAGAGAGGCCAGAAGAGCUCGCCGUAGACAAGCAAGAGAACAGACCGGGAAGAUGGCAGAUCACCUCGAAGGCCUUUCCAGUGAUGAUGAGGAAACCUCAACAGAUAUCACCAACUUCAACUUGGAGCGAGAUCGUAUAUUGAAAGAAUCCAGCAAAGUUUUUGAAGAUGUUGUGGAAAGCUUUUACUCGAUUGAUUGCAUUAAGUCACAGUUUGAAGCUUGGCGCUCCAAGUACUUUGCUUCUUAUAAGGAUGCUUAUAUUGGCCUCUGUUUACCAAAGCUGUUUAACCCUUUAAUCAGACUUCAGCUGCUUACCUGGACUCCUUUGGAGGGCAAGUGUCAAGAUUUUGAAACGAUGUUGUGGUUUGAGUCAUUGCUGUUUUAUGGCUGUGAAGAGCAGGAGCAGGUGAAAGAUGAUGCUGAUAUUUCACUAUUGCCUACCAUUGUAGAGAGAGUUGUUCUCCCUAAAUUAACAGUAAUUUCUGAAAACAUCUGGGAUCCCUUUUCUACCACACAGACAUCUAGAAUGGUAGCAAUUGUACAGAAACUGAUAGAGGGAUAUCCCUCAGUGGUGAAUGCAGAAAACAAAAAUACACAAAUGCUUUUAAAGGCGUUGUUGCUAAGAAUGAGGAGAACACUGGAUGAUGACGUAUUCAUGCCCUUGUAUCCAAAAAACAUCUUAGAAAACAAGAACUCUGGUCCAUAUUUGUUUUUCCAACGUCAGUUUUGGUCCUCUGUUAAGUUAUUGGGAAACUUUCUCCAGUGGUAUGGAAUCCUUUCAAAAAAAACUCUCCAGGAGCUGUCCAUAGAUGGGUUGCUAAAUAGGUACAUUCUUAUGGCUUUUCAAAACUCAGAGUAUGGAGAGGACAGCAUUCAGAAAGCUCAAAGUGUAAUUGCUUGCUUCCCUAAGCAGUGGUUCACUAACCUAACAGGAGACAAGACUAUAUCUCAGCUAGAAAACUUCUGUAGGUACCUUGUUCACCUGGCUGAUACAAUUUACAGAAACAGCAUUGGUUGCUCUGAUGUAGAGAGGAGAAAUGCAAGGGAGCACAUCAAACAGAUCAUAAAGCUUCUGGCAAGUAUCCGAGCCCUAGAUCAUGCUGUUACUGUUGCAAAUGAUCACAGCGUAAAAGAGUUCAAGAUUCUAAUGGAAGGAAAAUAGACUUUUCUCACCACUCAUUUUGAGCUUUAAAACCAUUCCUGAUGUGUAAUUUAUGUACAUAUGUAAAGUUUCUUAAACUGUAAAGUAUUGACCUUUGUUUUAAUACAAAGUUCAUUCUUACAUACAGCAUCCUUAAAAAUAAAAAUCAUUGACUUCAGUGAAAACAAAAA
This is a messenger RNA of Prinia subflava (tawny-flanked prinia), 3164 nucleotides long. It is a transcript of the gene PAXBP1, whose product is annotated as PAX3 and PAX7 binding protein 1. Lineage: Eukaryota; Metazoa; Chordata; Aves; Passeriformes; Cisticolidae. Gene Ontology annotation, cellular component: nucleus. Gene Ontology annotation, molecular function: DNA binding. The transcript is spliced from 18 exons. The record is from RefSeq and is a predicted model, not a curated record. Gene Ontology annotation, biological process: positive regulation of transcription by RNA polymerase II; mRNA splicing, via spliceosome. The coding region runs from base 127 to 2994 and encodes 955 amino acids.